GUCCCGCCCCGUGGCCCCAGUGGACGGGGUCAGGCCGGUGGCGCGGUUUUGGGACCGCGCUGCGGGAACGGGAGUAAUUUUAAAGCGAAACCGUCCAAUGCCUUCGGGAGGCGAGAGUGUUUGUCAGGAUGUGUGAGCAGGGUCUGGAGAUGGCCUCCAUCUUGCCGGCUCUGCGGGAGUUGGAGAGUGCUCGUCCAGAAGAUUACAACAUUGUGGUGCAGAAGCCAAGACAGAUUCUUUGUCAGUUUGUUGACAAAAUGCUCACAGAUGUAGAUGUUGUUGCUUUGGAGCUUUCGAAGAAGACUGAUUCUCAGCCAACAUGUGUGAUGUUGUUGGAUUUUAUCCAACACAUUAUGAAGUCCUUUCCUCUUAUGUUUGUAAACAUACCACGAAAGCCAACUCGAGAAAUUCAGCAGCUCAGUAGUGAUGAUGAGUGCAGUUGUAUUGGUUUCAGUAACUGGAUUAUAACCAGGCUUCUUCGGAUUGCUGCAGCCCAAAACUGUCAAGUGCUUCAUGACUGUGUUGCAAAAAUUAUACUUUCUUUGCUUUGGCUGUUCAAGAGCAAGAAUCCCUUUAUAUUUGGAACACAAACCAAGGAACUAUUGGGCCUCUUUCAGGAUUUGAUCUGUCUGAGGGAGAAGAACCUGAUGAUGUACAAUAAGCAGAGUUCGUUCUUCCAGCCAUUCGUAGUUAAUCGUUUUGUUGUGGCUGAGAGAGAAGAUGCAGGAUAUUUGACCCCUGCACCUCUUCAGUUGUCCUGUGUACUACAAGUAGAAUCGUUGGAGGUCAUAUUACUCAGAAUACUUUCUUCAGUUCUCUCGAGUGUGUUUUGCAGAAGACAAAGACUUGUCUUGUGGGAAAUAGGAUGCUCUCUUUUAGAACAUGGCAGUCCCAAGAUUAAGGGCAUUGUGUUGGCCUUGUUAACAAAGUUGAUAAACCUUGGAGGACCACCCCCAGAAGAAUUGGCAGACAUGUUCUUUAUGAGUUUUAUUGGUUUCUUGAAACGGUUUAAAGAGGCUGACAGAGCAGAAUUAGAAUUGUAUGAAGAGCCAUUUGCGUGUUUGGUCAGAGCACUCUUUCCUGUCACUGCUGAGCAUCAUGCAAGCACAUUCACGAUAGAACCCAUUUACCUUAAUAUGUUGAUGGAGAAACUAAGUUUCUUUAUGGGAGAUGGACUGUUGAGACUCAUUAAUUCUGAUAAAUUGAGAUCAGCUCUAUGUCAAAUAUUUCAGCACUUUUUGAUGUUUGCUCCAUCAGGACUAGUGUGUGCUGCGCCAAUACAGAAAAACCGUAUACAUUUAAUAUGCACAGCUUUAAUUGAAAUGAUAGGAACUGAACCCAAGCAGGAGUAUUUGUUAAGUUGCUUGUAUAUUGCAAUGAGAGCAGAAGGGAUGACUGUUAUCCAGGAAAUGCGUAAUCAAAACCAAGAACAAGUUCCCGAAACAGAUGGAGAGAGUAGCAGCGAUGAAGUUCCUGAGAAAAAGCCACGUUUGAGUUUUACUGCAGAGUGUAUGCAGAAAGCAUUCAAACCAGCUGAAUCUGGUCCAGUGGAAAUGAAAUUCAAGAGCAAAUUAUGGAGGGCAAUGUGCAAAAGAUUGAUGUCAUUGAUCAGUUUGCUGGAGAAGGUUCAGUCACAUGAGAAGGCUGUAAUUGUGUUGGAGGGUAUUGCAGUUACAUUUCGUUUGGCUGCUCUAUGUACGGCAUUCUGUGGCCAAAGAGUUUCAGAUAGUCCUGACAGAAGCAAAAUAAAUGAUGCCGCCGCCAGUGGGAAGAUGCAAUGUUCCAUAGGAAUUUCAUCAAUGAAAAUACAACAGAUUUGGAUAAAUUUUGAGAUGUUUACUCAGGUCCUGGAAUAUGGAAGAAAACAACUGAUCAUUGGUUCCAAAGAUGAAGAAUUAGGGCCAUUAGUCGACAGAUUAAUAAAAGUAAUUGAUGCUGCAAUCUACUUGCAAGCUGUCCAAGGUCAGGUGAACAAAGAUGCACUUCAAACACUUUGUGACUUUUUGUCGUUACCAUGGAUUCACAACCACAGUACCGAUGCAGCUUUCAAAUCUGUUAACUUCAGUUCUGAGCUGGUAUCCCUAAGUCAGCAUUUGUCAAACAGUUUCUCACACCAGAACCAGGCAAAAUGUGUGUACCUGCUUUCUCUGCUACAUGAGAUAUGUCCUGAAUGGAGAACAGCAAUACACAGAUGGUCUUUGCAGAGUUCCAGUGACGUCACCUGUGCAGGUUCUGUGCGGGGAUUUCCCAUACUCCUGCAUUAUCUUGGUGUUAAGUCACACUCCCUCAUUGAGGAGCUUCUCUUAAACAAGCUACAAGAUGAUUCCAAUUUGAUACAUGAAGAAUUAGCCAAUAAUAUUGGAAAGUUAGUCUGUGUGCUUUCAAGCAAAUCUGAAUUGUUGCUUCCCACCAAUGACUUGCCACUUAUAAAUGCAAAUUGUGAUCUCCUAUGUAACAAUAUCACUGUACGAAGUGAAUGUGCAACCGCUGGACCAACAGUUGGACCUCCUAUUCUUAUUCCAUUCCUUGUGCUAAUUCAAAAGUCGAUGCCUGCUUCAAUAAAAUGUGCUUUCAUAAGCAACAUCCCAUAUCUGUGUAAACAUGUGAACUUGGCGAAAACUGAUUCGGAUACUGAAACCAUUUAUGGUGCGAUGCUGAACCUCAUGGAAGAUCCAGAUAAAGCUGUCAGAAUCGCGUUUAGUGAAAAAAUACAUCAUUUGUUAGAUUCUCAAGAAGGUGAAGAACAAAGUUUACUUAAAGAGCUGCUUGUAUCUAAGUUGAAGGAGGCAUACGCAAAUGCUAAGAUUUCAAGAAAUAAUGAGCUAAAAGAUACACUAAUUAUUACAACAAGAGAAAUUGGACGAGCUGCCAGAGGAGACCUGGUUCCAUUGGCCCUUUUGCACCUCUGCCAUUGUUUGCUGUCCAAGUUCACAUUUGUUGCAGGUGCUGCUUAUACAGAGAUCAGAGCACUAGCUGCAGCCAAAGGUAUGAAGCUGCAAGCUUUCUUCAGCCAGUACAAGAAGCCCAUAUGCCAGUUUUUGGUGGAGUCAUUACAUACAAGGCACCUGGCAGCCUGUACUAGUAAUGAGGGUCAGAGCAAGGACCAAUGUCAGCGAGAGGCAGAUCAUCAGCGGCAGAUUACACUUGACAUCUUAUCUGAAGUAGCUCAAGUGUUCGAUUUUCCAGACUUGAAUCGCUUUCUCACUGUAUGUAAAUAUUAUGUUUCUUCAAAUGGUAACUUUCCUGUAAUGAACAAUGAAAGAAUAUUUAACGCAGUACAAUUUCAUUGCAUGGCAUUUAAGCAAAAGAUUUAAGCGCCAACAACAAAACUUAAUAUUUAGGUAACACCACAGCAACUUAAAAAUGCUUAAAGCGAUAGGAUAGAUUCAGGUAAGAUGUUCCCCCUUGGUUGGGAGUCUAGAAUCAAGGACACAAUUUAAAAAUAAGGGGAAUGUUGCUUAGGUCCGAGAUGAGGAGAAUGUACUUUAUUCAGAGGGUUAUGAACCUUUGGAAUUCUCUACCAAAGAGGGCUGUGGAAGCUCACUGACUAUGUUUAAGGUAGAAAUUGAUAGAUUUCUGAUUACCAGUGGCAUACAGAUUUAUGGGGGCGGGAUUGUUAUAAAACAGCAAAGUGUUCAAACAGGUGUGAUCGUUUGAAUGGCGGGCGGGCUUGAUCAGCUGAAUGGCCUACUCUUCUUCUCAUGAUCUGACAAUAUAAAUGAUUAACUGUUCCAAGAUGGUUCACAGGAGCAGGAAAAAUAAAAGACACUUAGCAACAUAACGAGAUGUGAGACCACUUAGUUUGGCAAAAGGUUAGAUUUUAAGGAGUGUUUAAAUGGUAUGGAAGGACAAAAUGGGUCAGCAAAGGCUUGUAGGGCCAAAUGGCCUGUUCCUGUGAUGUAUUGCUCUUCAUUUUUUAUAAAGGGAGAGGAGGGAGAU
Messenger RNA from Rhincodon typus (whale shark), 3939 nucleotides. RefSeq names its product serine/threonine-protein kinase ATR-like. Gene Ontology annotation, biological process: protein phosphorylation; DNA damage checkpoint signaling; telomere maintenance. NCBI's taxonomy places the organism in Eukaryota, Metazoa, Chordata, Chondrichthyes, Orectolobiformes, Rhincodontidae. The transcript is spliced from 14 exons. The coding region runs from base 129 to 3314 and encodes 1061 amino acids. Gene Ontology annotation, molecular function: protein serine/threonine kinase activity. The record is from RefSeq and is a predicted model, not a curated record. Gene Ontology annotation, cellular component: nucleus.